Molecule: messenger RNA, 1600 nt
Organism: Exophiala viscosa
Lineage: Eukaryota; Fungi; Ascomycota; Eurotiomycetes; Chaetothyriales; Herpotrichiellaceae
Product: putative sugar transporter
Exons: 5
Coding region: 1-1599 (532 amino acids)
Biological process (GO): carbohydrate transport; transmembrane transport
Cellular component (GO): membrane
Molecular function (GO): carbohydrate:proton symporter activity
Source: RefSeq, a predicted model, not a curated record
AUGGGUCACGUUCGCGCAAGAGCGAAUAAGUACAAUUUUGCUAUAGCCUUCUUUGUGGCAUUGGGCUCUUUCACUUAUGGGUUCAACUCGGCCAUCAUCGGUUCUGUCAUCGGCGAACCCUCGUUCUAUUCCUACUUUAAAUUCGAAGCUACAAGUGCCUACGGUGGUCGCAUCCUAGGUGCAAGCAAUGGCACCUAUGCUGGAGCGGGUGUCGUUGGGUGCUGGACAGUGUUUUGGCUUCUUGAUAAGCUCGGAAGGAAAAGAGCAGUCCAGAUAAUUGCUUUGGUCUGCAUCAUAUCUGCAGCAUUGCAAGCUGGCGCCGUGCACAUUGCCAUGUUCCUGGUCGGUCGGUGCCUAAAUGGACUUGGAGUUGGUUUCAUCAAUACUGCCAUUCCAACAUACAUCUCCGAGAUCUCCCCUCCUGCUCAGAGAGGAAGGAUAGUUGGCUCACAUGGCUUCAUCAUAUGCGUUUCCUACGGUGUUUCUGCGUGGUGCGGGUUCGGUAUCUACUAUGAGAACAAUCCGACAAUCCAAUGGAGACUUCUUCUGGCUUUGCAAAUUGUCGCGCCCCUACUCCUGCUGCUGGGUAGUCCUUUCAUCCCAGAGUCACCUCGGUGGCUCAUCAGUGCCGGUCGGAAUGAACAAGGUCUUAAGGUCCUUGAAAGGCUACAUGCCAACGCUAGUGAUCCACAACAUAUCGGCGCCCGUGAGGAGUAUGUGCAGAUCAAAAGACAGAUUGAGCUUGAGAGGUCUCAGCCUUCUCCCAGUAUCAUCCAAUUGGUCUUUAGUCGCAAGUAUGGCAGGCGCAUGCUUUACGGCUUCUACCUCCAGGCCAUGUGUCAAAGCACAGGCGUACUUGUCAUCUCCAAUUACAUGGUCCUGUUGUUGGGCAAACUGGGCGUGACUGGCUCAACGCCUUUGAUGUUGCUGGCCGUUUACAAUUCUUGGGCCGCAUUCCUCAAUUUUAUCAAUGCACUCCUCAUUGAUCGCAUCGGACGGAUUCGCAUCAUCACUAUCGGCAUAUCGGGUUGCAUAUGCUGCCUGAUUUUAGUCACAGCACUGAAUGCGAACUACACCAAUACCGGAAACACAAACAAAUCGGGACAAGCAGCAGCCAUUUUCUUCAUGUUCCUCUUCGUUACAUUCUACGGCUUUGGUAUCGACGUCUCCAGCUACGUUUACUGUACCGAGAUUUUCCCGACUCAUAUCCGUGCCAAAGGCGUUGGCUGGUCUGUCAGUGGACUAUUCUUGAUGACUACCAUCUACACAUCCGUUGCCGGAACUGCAUUCGACAGCAUUGGCUGGAAAUACUAUCUUGUAUUCAUCAUCGUGACCUCUCUCAUGCUCCCGUUUGUUGUGUGGAAGUUCCCAGAAACUAAAGGACUCAGCUUGGAGGAAGUCGGAGCUCUCUUCGGAGACGAAGUGGCCCUUGAUGUGACACAUCUCACAGAACAAGAGCAACAGGAACUGGACGCUGCGAUCAUCGGAGGUCAUGCACUCUCUGGUGCCGAGAAACAUGGAGUAGCGCCCGAUGUGAAGACCGGCAACGCUUGGGAGAGUCCUAGAGAUGGCAGUGAACAUCUCGAAGAAGUUGCGUAGG